AUGCCAAGUGACAAAUUUCUGAAACCUGACUUUCUUCGUGAAUUUAUUGAAUUGUACCAAACAUUACCCUCUUUAUGGAAAGUUAAGUCAGAUGACUACUCCAACAGGAACAAAAGAGAAAAGGCAUAUGAACAACUUGUCACACUUUGCCGAACUGUCUGCCCAACUGCAGAUGUACCUUUUGUCAAAAGCAAAAUUUCUAACUUAAGAACAGUUUUCAGAAAAGAACUAAACAAAGUGCAGGCCUCAAAAAAAUCUGGAGCCUCGGCAGAUGAUAUAUAUGUCCCCAAACUGUGGUACUUUGAUCUACUUUUGUUUACAGUAGAUCAAGAAGUAGCACGGUAUUCAAAUUCAAAUUUAUCUUCAGUUGAAAACCACAAUGAAACAUAUGUGGAUGUUGAAGCACCAGCAACACAAACAACUGAGUCAACUGAGAGUACAGAGACCAGUACAGAGACCCAGUCUCAGACAAGUGUCAACACCAGUUCUUUGGAUUCUACACAACAGGCAAGCACUACAGAAGUUUCACACACACCCAACCGACCCAACCUUGGCGAAAAGGGGAAAAAAAGGAAAAGACUACAAACUGAUGACAACACACAGAAAUUAAUAACUGAUGCUGCUUCUCUUUUAUCCAAAAGAACAGAUGAACAUGAUGCAUUUGCAUUUACUGUUGCCUCUAAACUGAGGCGUAUGGAAGAAGAACAGCGCUUGUUUGCUGAAAACAUGAUCACGCAAGUGCUACAGAAAGGCCUGAUGAAAAAACUAUCAGACUAUACCACAAUUAAUGACCAUAACCCGACAUCAAUACAAUACCCACAACCAUCCUGGUACUCCCCUGCUCACAGUUUUUACCCACCAGUGGCAAACUCCUCACAAUACCCACCGACACCACAUGAAAGCACACAGUAUGAAAAUUUGUAACUACUACUUAUUUACACAACCAAACACUGUUUUGCACUUUUAUUAUUAUUAUUAUUAUUGGUAUCUGUUUUUAUAUAUUUAUAGUUUUUUGUUAUUUUAAUGGUUCAUAUUGUUAUUUAUGUGU
Xenopus laevis (African clawed frog) is the source of this 1048-nucleotide messenger RNA. RefSeq lists its product as uncharacterized. The transcript has 2 exons. Lineage: Eukaryota; Metazoa; Chordata; Amphibia; Anura; Pipidae. The coding region runs from base 1 to 924 and encodes 307 amino acids. The record is from RefSeq and is a predicted model, not a curated record.